This is a messenger RNA of Musca vetustissima, 1176 nucleotides long. RefSeq names its product mitochondrial tRNA-specific 2-thiouridylase 1. Gene Ontology annotation, biological process: tRNA wobble position uridine thiolation. Gene Ontology annotation, molecular function: sulfurtransferase activity. The record is from RefSeq and is a predicted model, not a curated record. Lineage: Eukaryota; Metazoa; Arthropoda; Insecta; Diptera; Muscidae. The transcript has 5 exons. Gene Ontology annotation, cellular component: mitochondrion. Bases 1 to 1176 code for a protein of 391 amino acids.
AUGUUCAAGAAAGUGGUGGUGGGCAUAUCCGGAGGUGUUGACAGUGCCGUCAGUGCAUUCCUUUUAAAGGAAAAUGGUUUCAAAGUACUGGGAGUCUUUAUGAAAAACUGGGAUGAAUUCGAUGAGAUGGGCAAAUGUUCGGGUGAACAAGAUCUCUUAGAUGCUGAAUAUACGUGCAACAAGUUGGGCAUUGAACUGCGGCAGGUUAACUAUGUCAAGGAGUAUUGGAAUUCGGUAUUUACAAACUUUUUGGAAGAUUAUCAAAUGGGUUUGACACCAAAUCCGGAUAUUUUGUGCAAUAAACACAUUAAAUUCGAUUUAUUCUAUAAACAUGCCUUGGAACGUCUUCAAUAUGAUGCCAUUGCCACGGGUCAUUAUGCCAAAACGAAUUUUGGUCCAUUUCUAGAAAAUUACAAAGAAAAUGAAGAUGUCCGCCUCCUUAUACCCCAUGACACAUUUAAGGAUCAAACUUUUUUCCUUUCUGGCAUACGCCGAGAAUCAUUGCGAAAAACAAUGUUCCCAUUGAGUAAUUAUUUGAAAUCGGAAAUAAAGGAAAUUGCCAAGAAAUGUGGCCUGGAAAGAUUAACCCAAAAGAAGGAAAGUACGGGCAUUUGUUUUGUUGGCAAUCGCGACUUUAAGGAAUUUAUAAAAGAGUACAUUGCCUCAAAGCCCGGUGAUUUUGUGGAUAUUGAUAGCAAUUUGGUGGUGGGCCAACAUGAAGGCAUUCACCAAUGGACGGUGGGUCAACGAUGCCGUUUGAAAUCCUUUCGCAAACCCUAUUAUGUAGCACAAAAAGAUGUUGCCACCAAUACGAUAUAUGUUGCCUAUGGUCAUGAACAUCCUGCCCUUUAUGCAAAUCAAAUUUUUGCCACAAAUGUUAAUUGGUUAUGUUCUGAAAAUCCUUUUGAGGCUGUGGAUGCUGCACCAUUACGAUGUCGUUUCCGUUUUCAACAUACUAAACCAUUAGUCGAUUGUACUGUUUAUAGAAAAUCAUUAAAUAAUGAUACGGAUAUUAUGGUAAUACUAGACAAGCCAUUAAGGGCUGUUACCCCAGGACAAUAUGCGGUAUUUUAUAGCGAGUCGGAAUGUUUGGGUUCGGCACGAAUUGUUGAGGCCAUAAAUGAUAGUGGCGAGAGGCAUGUGGAGAAUUUAAAAAAUAUUUUAGAAAAUUCAUGA